AUGGCUCAAUACCAGGCUCAGCAGGGUCGCGAUUACAAUCGUGGGGCGCCUCAGAACUUUGGGUCUGCUUCGAGCGCACAACGAGAUGCGGCAUUCUCCAAUAUCUUCGGGGGAGCGCCUCCUCCGGGUCGCAGUCAAACGAUGACCAGCGCAACCGCUCCACCAUCCGAUAGAGCCAUGUCGAUGUCGAAUGCCACAUCGCAAUACAUGCAGCGUCCUCCUCCAGUACGACCCGGACAACAGCCGCAAGGAGGCUAUCCUCCAGGGCCGGGCGCAUAUGAAGGGCCGCCGCAGAUUCCAUAUCAAAAUGGACCACAGCCGUCACCUCGACGAGCUGUACCUCAAGCUCUCCCACCUCCAGUAAGGCCGGAUCGCGUGCCGUAUGGCCAACCACAACGCCUUGAUAUUCGUGGACCUCCUUCGACUGGACAAUACAAUCGAUCAUUCACACAACGUCCUUAUGGGCAGCCCGGUCCAGCACUGAACAAUGAUGCGUACAGGACGCAAUCCCUGGCAAGCGUACCACGGCCGAUGUAUCAGCCACCUGGAGGCAAUUACACAGUUGCGUCGGCUCAGACCUUUCGACAACAGCCGUAUAUGAAUCAGCAGCCAGCGAGAACCACCGCUCAAGGUCGUGCUAUUCCCGAUCGUUCCGUAGACGAGAGGACAAUGUCCAUGACGUCUUACGGUAGGGAAGCAGACAGUACGCAGACUAUGAGUGGCAGAGUCAUUCCUGGCAGGAGGAGGGAAUCAAGUGAUACUGUAGGCAGCGAACACAUGGCCCCGAAUGGUUAUGCGCCUGAUCGGACAUCAAACGGACCUCUGAUGAAUGGAAGACACGCCAGCGCCGGCAAUCAUGUUGCCUCAGGAUCACGAACCAUGUCAAUGGCUUCCACCAUUACGCCCCAUACAGACUAUCAAUCGCCGCGCCCGUCUGCAAGUAUUACGCAGCGGUCGAAUAGUCAGAUGACAUCGAGCAGCACAAUGGUCGCACAAAAGCGCCCUUCACUGGUUUACGGUGCCCUGCUAUCGAAUGUAGCAGCAGCAUUCCGAGAACGCGUGGCGGUCAGCGACAAGGAGAAAGAUGGGUUGAUGUAUUCCGACGCAUUCAGUGGUUAUGAGGCAGUUGAACUAAUUGCCUACAUCAUUCGAACUUCCGAUCGCAAUCUUGCUCUGCUUCUCGGGCGAUCCCUGGAUGCUCAGAAAUUUUUCCAUGAAGUCACCUAUGCGCACCGCCUGCGCGAUUCACCGAAUGAGGUUUAUGAGUUCAAAAAAACCAUGAACGAGGAGCCGCUGGAGGUCAAUGGUGUCUUUACUCUGCUGACCGAAUGCUACUCUCCGACGUGUAAUCGAGACAAUUUGUGCUAUUCUAUUGCCUGCCCGCGGCGCUUGGAGCAACAACAGCGACUGAAUAUGAAAGUGUCGCCGGGCUUGAAGCGCGAGACUUCUAGGUCAAGUCUACACGAUGAGUUCGAGAACGAACAAAAGCUAUGGAUCAAUACAGUUUCAAAGGAGGUGUCUGAUAGUGUCAGCGACAAAGAGAAGAAGCGCCAGGAAGUUAUUUCAGAAAUCAUGUAUACCGAGCGUGAUUUCGUGAAGGAUUUAGAAUACCUCCGGGACUUUUGGAUCAAGCCGCUGCGGUCGCCGGAGGUCUCGCCAAUACCUGAACAUCGCCGCGAAAAGUUCAUUCGCACGGUAUUUUCGAAUUGUCAAGAAGUCCACAGCGUAAAUUCGCGCAUGGCAAGCGCCUUGACUCGCAGGCAACAACAGAACCCUGUCGUGCGCAACGUGGGCGACAUCUUCUUGGAAUACGUGCCACAGUUCAACCCUUUCAUCAAGUAUGGAGCCAACCAAUUAUUUGGCAAGUUUGAAUUCGAGCGCGAGAAAGGCUCGAAUCCUGCAUUCGCGAAGUUCACCGAAGAGACCGAACGUCUGAAGGAAUCACGAAAGCUUGAAUUGAAUGGUUACUUGACCAAGCCUACUACUCGUCUCGCUCGAUACCCAUUGCUCUUGGAGAACGUCCUGAAGUUUACGGACGAGAACAAUCCAGACAUGACAGAUAUUCCCAAAGCCGUCAAGCAGAUCAGGUCAUUCUUGAGUGCAGUAAAUGAAGAGUCAGGGAAGGCCGAAAAUCAUUUCAAUCUCAUCAACCUCAACACGCAACUAAAAUGGGGGACCAUUCCCCACAUGGAUUUGAAACUGACGGACGAAUCCAGGCAGCUGAUCUUCAAGAGUAGCUUGAAGAAGACCCUAACAAGCGAACAAGCUGAUAUAACGGCAUACCUUUUCGACCACGCCGUGCUCAUCGUUCGCGUCAAGACGGUGAACAAACGGGAAGAGAUCCGUGUCUAUCGCAAACCAAUACCGUUGGAACUCCUGCAGAUUAAAGAAAUGGACCAUGUUCUGCCGCGCAUGGCCAUCGCGAAACGGCCAUCGUCCAGCAUGGUUCCAGGCCUUGGAAGAGCAGCAGCAAAGCCAAGCGUCGCUGAGCAGGGAUAUCCGAUCACAUUCAAAUCGCUUGGCAAAGGCGGUUAUGAAUUGACACUCUUUUGUACGACACAGAUACAACGAGAAAAGUGGAUGGAGCACAUCAUGACUCAGAAGGAGAAGCUGUCGGAACGCCGUAACAUUUUUGCCAUGUACAAGCUGAACGAAGGCUUUUUCAAUGCAGUCAACCGAGUCAAUUGUUGUCGGCCGAUCGACGGCGGCAGGAAGAUGGUCAUUGGUACAGAUCUGGGGGUGUAUGUUUCAGACCGCAAACCCAAAGACGCGUCCCAUAAGCCACGACGGAUGCUUGACAUUCGACUUGUUGCACAAUUGGAAGUUCUUGAACAGCAUCAAAUUCUGGUUGUUCUCGCAGACAAAGCCGUGUAUACAUAUCCUCUCGAAGCAUUGGAAGACGAAGGUGCAGCUGCUCCAUCCAAGCGUGGCAGAAGGAUUUGUCACGCAAAUUACAUCAACGCUGGCAUGUGCAAUGGUCAGACUGUGGUCUGCUGCGUGAAAUCUUCGUCGCUAUCAUCAACGGUCAAAGUCUUCGAACCGAUGGACUCUAUGACCAAGGGCAAGAAGAAAUCGGGGCUCGCCAAGAUGCUCGCAAGCGGGCAAGAAGUACUCAAGCCAUACAAGGAAUUCUACAUACCCAUGGAAAGCAAUAGCGUCCACUUCUUACGCAGCAAACUCUGUGUGGGAGGUGCCAAGGGCUUCGAAAUUGUUUCGCUCGAAACACUGGAGACACAAUCCUUGCUCGACCAGGCCGAUACUACCCUCGACUUUGUAGCUCGCAAGGAGAACGUCAAGCCCAUCUACAUUGAGCGGAACACAUCUGAAUUCCUGCUCUGCUACAACGACUUCACAUUCUAUGUCGACAAGCACGGCUGGCGAGCACGCGGCGAAUGGAUCAUCCUCUGGGAAGGAUCGCCUAACGCCUUCGCCACGUGGGGAGAGAAGUACAUUCUGGCUUUCGAGCCCGAAUUCAUCGAGAUCCGACGGACCGACUUCGGCGGCUUAGUAUGCAUCCAGACUCACAAGAACUUGCGAUUCCUGCACCAGAGCACGCGAGAAAUUCUGUUCGUGUACGAAGAUGAACUAGGCGACGAUGUGAUCGCGUGUCUGGAUUUCUGGGGCCGGCCGAGCUCCCCGCAGCCAUUUGGCGCUCAGCCUACGACUUGA
This is a messenger RNA of Dissoconium aciculare CBS 342.82, 3669 nucleotides long. RefSeq names its product citron like protein. Gene Ontology annotation, molecular function: guanyl-nucleotide exchange factor activity. Lineage: Eukaryota; Fungi; Ascomycota; Dothideomycetes; Mycosphaerellales; Dissoconiaceae. Gene Ontology annotation, biological process: intracellular signal transduction. Bases 1 to 3669 code for a protein of 1222 amino acids. The record is from RefSeq and is a predicted model, not a curated record. The transcript has a single exon.